This is a messenger RNA of Anisakis simplex (herring worm), 2163 nucleotides long. Lineage: Eukaryota; Metazoa; Nematoda; Chromadorea; Rhabditida; Anisakidae. The record is from the annotation of a GenBank genome assembly.
AUGCGGGCAGAUUGCGUUGAAAAGCGCUUCACGAGAUUCUUCAGCGAAUACGCUCGCUAUGUUUUGCUGUUUCCUUGGCCAUUUAUGAUUGUGCCAUUAAUCACUACCGUAUUGCUGUCAUUAGGCCUCUCGAGAUAUCCUCAAGCAUUUCUAAAGGACCAAAUUGAUCUCUACAUACCUAUGAACACAGUUGCACAUUAUGAAUUCCGUCAACUUGAUUCGUUGUUCCAUAUAAAUGAUUCAGAUCCAUUCUACGCAAUUAGACGUUACGAUAUCAAGCGAUCUGGUUAUGUUAUUGUGACAGCGGCCGAUGCAGAAGAUGGAAAUAUAUUGGGUGUAAAUACUAUAAAAUCGGUGAUGCAACUCUGGAACAGUAUUCAGUUGCUAUCAGUGGAUGGUGAUCGCAAUCGAAGCAUUACUUACCCAUCAAUUUGUGUCAAAUUACAAGUACCGGGUCUUUUCGUCAAUCUCAUGCAUCUCGUCUUAUCUUCAAACGUAUCCACACCCGAACAAAUUUGUGUGUCUAAUCCGCUCAUUGAGAUGCACAAAUUUAUGGUCCUUAACAAUCGGUUAUUAGGGAAUUCAACAAUAGAUCAGUUAACGUCAACACAAAUCAUUGAACUAAUAUCAAUGGACAAGAAAGUGAUCACAAAUUUCUUAGGUGGUUUGGCGUUUAAUGGAAAGCGACAAUUAAUUGAUAAUGUGUUUAUAUUGCUAUCGGCCUGGAGAGCCACAAAUAUCAACGAAUCCCUGGAGCGACGUAUGAUGAAGUCAUUUUCGGAUGCAAGUGUUUCAAUUACGGUUACGUCAAUGAGCGAUAUUAUUUCAUUCUUGAUGUUCUGUGCUUAUGCGGUUGUCGCUGUUCUCUUCAUCUAUAUCUAUCAGCUGACUUUUCUUGCGGGAAUAAUGGCACUGACUUGUAAACGGGAAGUAUCACAUCGGCAUUGUUUGACGUUUGCAAUUGUUGAAAAUCAUCUAACAAAUCAUCUGAACAGAGUCACUCCAGUGCCCAAAUUAAAUCCAAACAUGAAUCCCUCAAAAUUCAAUGACUUUGCCGAAGAAGGUGAAUUUGAGCGACGAACGGAACAGUUCUCAUCAAAAAAUCAUGCAUUAGCUGAAUUUUUCCGAACAACUUAUUCUGACGCAUUGCUAAAUCCUUUUAUUCGUUUAGUAAUCAUUAUUCUAUUUAGUUUCUAUAUUGUAGUUUCGAUUAUCGGAUACCUCAAUGUUAAAGUUGGUCUUGAAGCCAAUGAUCUGUUACCCGAACGUUCUUAUGGCAGAGAUGCACUCGAAGACGCCGAAAAAUAUUUCUCUCAUUCACCGAGUUAUCUGCACGUUUGGAUGCAUAAUCUUUCGUCCAUUGGAAAUAAUCAUCGUAAACUAUGGAAGGUGCUUGAUAAAGAGAUUGAGCUAUACGAAUAUACCGAAUAUACUGGUGCAAGCGAUUUUUGGCUUCGUGCAUUCAGUUCAACGAUUCAACAAUCAGGACUUCAAUUAACAUCUGAUAAUUUCGCAUUUUUAGUGCGAGAUAAAUUCCUCUCGAAGGCACACUUCGCUAGAUACAAACGGUUGAUAUUUGAUUCAUUGAAAUUGUCUUUUGAUCUUCUUUGGAUCAUUUGGGAUAUCAUCUUCAACAAGAACUACACCUUGCUGGAAGCAUCUCGUGCGAUUGUUGAAUUAAGGUUCGUAGGAGCACACAAUCAAACCAGAGCGAUGCAUUUGUUCAGGCGCAUUGCCGAAAACAGUCGACUACUUCCUACGAACGUCUAUGCUGAUUUCUUUCAAUUUGCUGAGCAAUACAACGCCGUUCUGCCAACCACUGUGACCUCAAUGUUGAUUGCUGGUGUUGCUGUGAUGGUCGUUUCAUUGCUAUUGAUCCCCGAGACGACAGCCUCAGUCUGGGUGGCAGUAACCAUACUGAGUAUUAAUUUAGGCAUAAUUGGUUUUAUGACAUUUUGGAACGUUCGACUCGACUUUGUCUCGAUGCUAACAAUUGUUAUGAGUAUUGGGUUUUGUGUUGAUUUCGCUUCUCACUUCGCAUAUAAUUUCGCCAAGGGUUCAAAUCCAGAUGCGUCUCAGCGAAUGCGCUAUGCUCUUUACGUUGUUGGCACACCGAUCCUUCAAAGUUCAUCGAGUACAAUUUUGGGUGGGUUAUUGUUUUAA